GGAUGUCAAGACAAUAGUGAUUGUGUCUACUUGUGUGAUACAAUACCCGUUGGUGAUCAACCGGGUGCAUCGUUACCUUGGAGGCAUCAAGUUUGUCUCGUGCGUUAUUGCCGGUUGCGGGUCACGAAAAACAAACAUUGGACCAAACCUGCAGCACAUCACUCAGUGAUCAACGGCUGAGUUGCACUCAUCCACUCACUUCCCCACAAACCAUCAACAAUACCUAGACCUCAAGUCGAGUUCUGGAAGUUGAGAUUCUUGGCCUGUGCUCACCCGUGGCUUCGGUUCUAGCUUGACUUGACUUGACUUGGGUCUGGGGGGAGGCUCAGACUCCACUGCUGACGACGCAUUUCUUGGGACUAAUUUAACUUAACAAAGUGAAGGCCAAAGGAAAUAACGGGUUCUCAGUGGGAGAACAACGUUGCUGCCACGGAUGACGAGGCCGGAAGACGGCACCGGGAUGUGGGUACAUACACGCCGGCCGGAUCCCGCUGUAACCGUGACGUGACGUUUCUUGUUGGCUUCAAUCGUCUCGAGAGAGAGAUUCAGGAGAGGAUGAGAGGCAAUUCGAUGAGAUUCGCUGGUCUAUUUCUCUUGGCCACAUGGAAAUCCACUCUCCAUACAAGGAUGCCUCUAAUCUCUCGUCUCUGCCUUGUCCUCCCUUUCCUGAAUCGCUUUAGGCUCACCACAUCCCGCGAUACCAAGUCUGUGAAAGGUCUUGGCCGCGCAACAAGUUGUGAUGAGAGAUGGCUUGGCAAUGACUGUUGCAUCUAUUUCAUCGGAGGUUACUGCACUUACCUCAGUUUUAGUUUUAGUAGAAACGUAACCACUAGACUUGUUAUCGUAUCCCUGAUAAAUCAAUCGCUUGUUCCCCCAUAAAUUCUAUUUCAUCUUAUUUACAGCCUUGUUUUCGCAAUAGCCUCUGAUCUCUGCUCUAGGAGUUGCUCCUGUCAACCUCAAACUCUCUCGUCUUAGACUUUCAAACUUCGCAUAACACCCUGUCAUAGCCUUUACUCUCUACAACAUCUCCCUUGAAGCCGUUUCUAGCUUCUCAUCCGUCCUGCUUUCGAAACGCCUCGCUCAAAGUUAAUCACUGUUUCCCACCGGCUACAUUCCUCUCAAAACGUGCACUCGAUCACUUCAAGAGGCCACUUCCACGAAUUGGGCGUCCACCACCGGAUCAUCGGCAUAGGAUUUGCAUUUUCUAGUUCUAGACUUAUCCUAUUUCUGUCUAUAAUUUCUCAGCCACAUCAACACCAAACAACAUAUACGUUUUGCCCAUGGCCCACAGCAGUACUUGAAAUCGCCGUGCCUUUUUUCUCUCAGUCACUUCUCUUAUCCGACUCUAGCGCAUCAUGUUUCAAGCACGAUGGAAAUCACCCGCAGAGCUCGAUCAUCAACUCCCAAGCCGCCGUGACAGUCAAGAUUCUGUCAUGGGUAGACUUGGUGGGAAAAAUGUCUUCAUCUUUUGCUCUACUCGCGUUUGGCGCGGCGCGCCUAAGCUUAUCCUUCAAAUCGCUGCCAUCUUCUUCACCAGCUUUCUUAUCUUCGGCGUAUUACCGAAUCGACUAUCAGGUGGACAGCUCGGAAACAGCUACACUGGAUUACUUUCUUGGGGUAGACAUGAGCCAGAACCCGAAUCAAAUUUGAGGAUCGUGGUGUUUGGAUCCCCUGAUGUCGUGGGUAAUGUCAAAGAUCCCCGACGCAAAACAUGGACAGAAGAGUUAUGUGACGAGCUCAACUGCAGUUCUUAUCUCUCCUUUGUGCCAGAUGGUCAACCGAACAGGGGCCUCAUCAGCAACGAACUCCAUCAAAAAGGCGUCAAAGAUCUUCUCAACAUCACAAAACAUACAGACGUGAAGAAGAAGCCAGCCUUUGACUACAACUACAUUUCUAAACAGUACCCAACUCCAGACAAAGUCCCUGACCUAGCCAGCCAAGUGAAGACCUUCCUCGCGAUGCCACCACCUGAAAUUCCCCCGCGCGAAACGCUCUGGAUCUUCAGCUUCGGCACUUGGGAAGUCUGGAACAUGGCCGCAAUGCCAAGGACGAAGUCAGAAGAUAUUAUUACAGAUAUGGCGAGAGUUAUCCUUGACCAGGCUGAAAUACUCUACGAACGAUCAUUAGACCCAACUUCCAUUGCGUACUCGGACUUUUGGACAAAUGCGACCGAAACCCAGAUUAGAGAGCUGACGGCACCCGGCGCUCUGGAUAGUGUCGACAAACGCAAGUUCGAGAGCUUUCGCAUUAUCGCGCCCAUGAUAUUCGAUAUAUCCUUGACACCGGCGUGGCAAACUCGACAGGCGCCACCAGCACCCAACAGCGUAGUAGAGCACACACGAAAUGCCGCGGAACUGACCAAAUACUGGAAUCAAGAGGUAGAUUUUGCAGUUGCUGAGUGGAUUGAGAGAUCGACCAAGAAACCCCAGAAGCCGGCUUCUGAGGACAAGGCAUCAAGCAAGAGCAAGAGAGCCGAGAGUGUUGAGCCAGUUGAGCACAGCGAAGACACAAAAGACUCGGCGAAGAAGACAUACGAGGACGAGCGUGUUAUCCAAGCUCCAUACCCCAUGCGUAACGGGCUGGCGGUGGACAUUGGAAAGGUGCUUCUCGAUGCUAUGACAGAGGGUGAGAUGCAGCGUGCGGCGGUGGUAGAUCUGCGAGGACGCGGUACAAUGUCACCAAACGCGACGAUGCGAUUCGCCGAUGUCUGGACUUCAUGUGUCAAGGCUGAUAUGUCUGAUCUCAUCAUCGAUCAGGACAAGGUCACGGCUGACUGUGCAGUUGAGAACGACCAUUUAUUCUACGACUCAUUGACGAUAAGCGAAAGGGCCACGAAGGGUGUGGUUAAAGCGGUUGUGCAAGAGAUCAAAGAUGAGCUGUUCAAUGCACAGAAGAAGAAGGGUUGGUUAUACGGGGGAUGGUAGUUCAAGCAAGCGUGUAUGAUGAGUUGUUUUCCAGUUUGCAUUUGGCAUUGCAUUGCAUUGGUAUUGGUUGAUACCCGGUGGUUAGAGACAUGGAAAUGCAUAUAUGAUUAAAGACAGGAUGAAUGGAUGGCGUUUAGGAGUAGAUAGAAUCACUAUAGUGAUGAGAGGGAGAACGAGCAUCUUCAUAUGUAUACGCUAUGUCAAUACGAAAUUGACAACCCUGUGAGCCCCAUCAGUAACUACAAAGUCAAUUCUUGACGUACGGGCCGAACCUCGAGGGACUAACAGGGGGCUCUCCCGAGGCCGAGAUCGCCGCCUCGAUGCUGGAUCUACUACCAGGAAGCGGGACACCAUGAAACGUAAAGAUCGGUUGGUAAGAGAUUAAGUUAAAGUUGGUUGAUCACCAAGAAGGCUGGUUCUUAACCUGCAGGAUUUAAUGUCCG
Fusarium odoratissimum NRRL 54006 is the source of this 3367-nucleotide messenger RNA. RefSeq lists its product as uncharacterized. The record is from RefSeq and is a predicted model, not a curated record. Lineage: Eukaryota; Fungi; Ascomycota; Sordariomycetes; Hypocreales; Nectriaceae. Bases 1356 to 2924 code for a protein of 522 amino acids. The transcript has 2 exons.